AUGCUUGGCUCCCGAUAUCUCUUGGGCGAGAAACUCGGCGGAGGGAGCUUUGGCGAAAUAUAUGUUGCCGAGAAUGUAAACACUUCCGAAGAAGUUGCAGUUAAGGUUGAAAUGAAAAAUAAUAAAAUUCAACUUCUAAAAAAUGAAUCGGCAAUAUAUCGAUUACUUCAAGGUGGAGUAGGUAUACCUAAUAUUAAAUACUAUGGUUCUGAUGACAAUCAGAAUGCUCUAGUCAUGGAUUUAUUAGGAAAAUCUUUACAAACAUUAUUCAACGAGAACGACAAAUCUUUUUCAAUUAAGACAGUCUUAAUGAUUGCAGACCAAAUGAUUACGAGAGUUGAAUAUCUUCAUCAUAAAAAUUUAAUUCAUCGCGAUAUUAAACCAGACAAUUUCGUAAUAGGAAAGGGAAAGAAGUCCAACCAAAUAUAUAUGAUUGAUAUGGGCAUUUCAAAGCCAUAUUGUGAUAGAUACACUCAUGAACAUAUAAAAUUUUGCACAGGGAAAUCGGUAUCAGGAACAAUUAGAUAUACUUCAAUAAAUUCUCAUAUGGGACAUGAGCAAUCUCGCCGUGAUGAUUUAGAAAGUGUUGCGUAUGUUUUAGUUUAUCUUUUGAAAGGAACACUUCCUUGGAUAAACGUCCAAGCUUCAAACAAAACCGAAAAGAACCAAAUGAUCAGAGAUCUUAAGAUCAAUACUCCUAUUGAGAAAAUAUGCGAAGGAAUUCCACAAGAAUUUGCAGAUUUCUUAAGCUCUGUAAGAUCUCUUUCUUUUGAAGAGAAGCCUGAUUACGCCAAAUAUAGGAAAAUGUUUAGAAAACUGUUCAUUAGAGAAAAUUUUGUUUAUGAUUUCCAAUAUGACUGGAUGCUUCCUAAACAGACAAAAGUAAUUCCACAGCCUGCAGUAGCUAAUGACACUCUAGAAUGCAAAAACUCUGCAACUUGCGCUUUACCUCAUAUUUUAAAGCCUAAACAAGGAAUUUCACAUUACAAAGCAAGAGAACGUUUGCACCCAAAGAUUUCAAGGGGUGUACAUUCAAAUUUAUGCACAAAUAGAAAAAAUGUUCAUUAA
This is a messenger RNA of Trichomonas vaginalis G3, 1068 nucleotides long. RefSeq names its product STKc CK1 domain-containing protein. Gene Ontology annotation, biological process: peptidyl-serine phosphorylation; signal transduction; endocytosis. Gene Ontology annotation, cellular component: cytoplasm; nucleus. NCBI's taxonomy places the organism in Eukaryota, Parabasalia, Trichomonadida, Trichomonadidae. The coding region runs from base 1 to 1068 and encodes 355 amino acids. The record is from RefSeq and is a predicted model, not a curated record. The transcript has a single exon. Gene Ontology annotation, molecular function: protein serine/threonine kinase activity; ATP binding.